Messenger RNA from Penicillium soppii, 1647 nucleotides. RefSeq lists its product as uncharacterized. The record is from RefSeq and is a predicted model, not a curated record. The transcript is spliced from 7 exons. Gene Ontology annotation, molecular function: transmembrane transporter activity. Gene Ontology annotation, biological process: transmembrane transport. NCBI's taxonomy places the organism in Eukaryota, Fungi, Ascomycota, Eurotiomycetes, Eurotiales, Aspergillaceae. The coding region runs from base 1 to 1647 and encodes 548 amino acids.
AUGACAUCCUCAGCAACAGAAAUGGAAGAUAAAAAGGAGAUGAGAGAGAAAGACAACAAUAAUGAGGAAUUUGACCAAACCCAUACUCCUGUGGGCCAUAGCACCCAGGUUCUCUACUUUGCAACAGUCAACAAAAACGGAAUCAGACUUCAUCCCCAACCAACUGCCGACCCCUUAGACCCGUUGAACUGGUCAAAGUUUCAGAAACAUGUCAUAUUAUCCAUUGUGAUGUUCAAGUAUUUCCUGUUCACAUACCUCACGACCACCACUGUCCCAUCAUUCACCGAGAUCCAAGACCAAUAUAAGAUCAACUAUUCACAAGUCAAUUGGACAGUCGCCGUGCCAGCAUUAGGGUUAUCCGUCGGACCCCUGAUAUGGUCAUCACUUGGUGACAUCUACGGUCGAAGAACGGUGUUCUUAGCCGGGACAAUCAUAUCCCUAGUCUCGACAAUUGGCGCCGCCGUCGCUGAUACAUAUUCGGGGUAUAUGGCUGCUCGCUUCUUCCAAGGGUUUGGAGUGAGCCCGGCAUCUACAGUCGGGAUGGCAGUCGUGAACGAUCUAUUUUUUGACUAUGAGCGCGGUCAGAAGCUUGGACUGUGGGUUCUUGCGAUUGACGCAGGCUUGCUUCUAGGCCCUACUUUUGGUGGUCUUUUGGAUCUUGUCGGUGCUGCAUGGAUCAACUGGUUCAACGCAAUCCUCUUCGCCGCACUUCUACUCCUCGAGCUCUUCUUCAUGCCAGAGACCCUCUAUCCCCGCAACAAGAUGCUUCAGCAAAUGCCCCGUCUUCAUGGACAUAAAUCCCUCACCGGUGACAUUGAAAAGCAAUUAGCAGGAAAUGACACUACAUCAACAGCUCCAGCAGAGGUCUUAACAUCAGAACUACGCCGGACCAAGAACCUACCAUUCUUUAACUGGCGUCCUAUCCCUGGCAUGCGCCAUCCCAAACCAUGGGACUCUAUCACCCGGUUUGUAUUGACAUUUCGGUUACCUGCAGUUGUCAUUGCAGUUAUCGGAUACGCUUUCGUCUGGUAUUGGUGGGUGCUAUCCGUGAUCACGAUGGUACCUGCAGCCUAUGCAAGCUAUACGCCGCUCAUUCAGGGACUGUUGUUCCUCGGGCUGUUUUUUGGAACCGUCGUCUCGGAGAUUGGGUGUUCUGGACGUUUGAGCGACUUCAUUGUCAAGAGAUUGUCUACAAAGAAUGGCAACAUCCGCGUUCCAGAGAUGCGUUUGUGGUUAGCGUACCCGGCUAUUUCGAUCACCACUCUUGGGUUGAUUCUCUGGGGAGUCAGCAUCGACAAAGACUACCACUGGAUGGUAGGCCAGGUAGCAUUUUUCUUAUUUGCUGCUGGUAUCCAGAUCGGCAAUACGGUGACUAGCAGCUAUAUUGUUGACUGCUACCCUUUACAAACAACCAGCGUGAUCACUUUCUACGCCGUGUUUCUAAACCUAAGUGCUUUUAUCAAUCCGUUCUUCAUUGCAUCGUGGCAAGCGACUUCGGGUUGGACCUGGACGUUCACUACCCAGGGGCUUAUAACACUUGCUGGAGGGUGCAUUGUUUUUGGUGUUCUACAUAAAUUCGGGGCAUGGAUGCGUGAAAAGGCACCGCAGCCUUCAUGGGUUAAUCCGGAGUUUGAUAUGGAUCCUUAA